AUGUCGUCCAAGACGCUGUUCCAAGCUAUCAAGGAGGAUCACGAAGAGAUGUACCUCUACCACGACGAAUACAAGCGCGCACGCGAGGCCGGCGAUCUCGCAGCGCAGGCCCGCUGGGCGCGCCAGCUCACAUGGGAGGUCGCGCGGCACGCCGUCGGCGAGGAGAUCGUUGUCUACCCACUCAUGGAGAAGCACCUCGGCGAGAAGGGCAAGCAGCUCGCGGACCACGAUCGUGAGGAGCACCAGCACAUAAAGGAGUUCCUGUACAAGCUUGAGUCACUCAAGCCGGAGCAGGAGGACUACAGCCAGACGAUUGAGCUCGUUAUGGCGAGCCUGCACCCACACAACGACGACGAAGAGAUCAAGGACCUGCCCAUGCUCGAGGCCGUCAUCAGCACCAACGCGAGCCGCGAGGCCGCCCAGUCCUUCAAGAAGACGAAGAAGCUCGUCCCGACGCGAUCACACCCGAGCGCGCCGAACCGCCCACCGUUCGAGACCCUCGUGGGGCUACUUGCCGCCCCAGUCGACAAGAUCCAGGACUGGUUCGCGAGCUUCCCGACAGAGGAUGAGAUGGGCGAAGCGAAGGAAGAGCUGAAGCACCGCGACCACGAUGCCGCGGCAGGACGUGUGGCUGCGGCUGCUGGGAAGUGA
This is a messenger RNA of Fomitopsis serialis, 651 nucleotides long. RefSeq lists its product as uncharacterized. The transcript has 4 exons. The record is from RefSeq and is a predicted model, not a curated record. The coding region runs from base 1 to 651 and encodes 216 amino acids. Lineage: Eukaryota; Fungi; Basidiomycota; Agaricomycetes; Polyporales; Fomitopsidaceae.